ACACACCCUUCUCCCUCCACUAUAUAAAGCCUUGACGAAAUGUAACCUCCUGUUCCGAGAAUGUGAGGACGACGGUCCGAUGUCAGAAUGGUUCAGAACGAACCCAACCUCGGCGUGAGCUUUUGUUUGCAAAUGGUAUGAACGUUGAACUCUUAUUCACUACAGAAGUGAUACCUCCUAGCCGUUGAGUUAGCAACAGCAGCUGCAAAGGUGGGCUAUGAAAGAACAGACAGAGUAUCCCGUCUACCACACAACGACAUUACUACAACAUAUCCAAUUUACCAGCAGAGACAUUCUUCAAAGGACUCUGUUGGGCAACACGGCCUUCCAUCUACCACCAACCUACCGAAGCGCAGCUCAGAGUCCCUCUGAUGAUUGUUAUCUUGGCCUAAUGUCUGUCCGAGUGCCAUCCAUGAGUGUGCUGCCUCCUGUUCGAAGGGACCGCGUCAUUGCCCAGCUUCCUCAGUGUUACAGUAAGAAGGCUGCUGUGCAAACUAAAGAUGAGUUCAACUUCAAAGUGAAGACUGCCUGCCAGGAGCAACGCACUGGCACAGUAGGGUUUAAAAUAGCUAAGGUCAUAGUGGUUGGUGACCUGGCUGUGGGAAAAACCUGUCUGAUUAAUAGAUUUUGCAAGGAUGCAUUUGACAAGAACUACAAGGCAACAAUUGGUGUUGACUUUGAGAUGGAGCGGUUUGAAGUGUUGGGGGUGCCUUUCAGUUUACAGUUAUGGGACACUGCGGGGCAGGAGAGGUUCAAGUGUAUUGCCUCCACAUACUACAGGGGAGCUCAGACGAUUAUUAUUGUGUUUGAUGUAAAUGAUGUGGCAUCUUUGGGCCAUGCAAGGCAGUGGCUUGAAGAUGCCCUGAAGGAGAAUGAUCCUACCAAUGUCCAACUUUUCCUGGUGGGCACAAAGAAAGACCUGAGUUCUCCUGCUCAGUACUCUCAGAUUGAACAGGAUGCCACCAAAUUGGCUGAGGAAAUCAAAGCAGAGUAUUGGGCCUUGUCAUCAUUGACUGGGGAAAAUGUAAAAGAGUUUUUCUUCCGUGUUGCAUCAUUGGCAUUUGAGGUCAACGUUCUGGCAGAGAUAGAGAAGAGUGGAUCAAGACACAUUGGGGACGUUAUCAAAAUUAACAGUAAUUCAAACAGCCUGUAUGCAACAUCAAAGAAGAAACAGUCAAACUGUUGUCAAUGAAGACAAACACAUGACUACUACAGUAAAAAGGUACCAAAGCAUUAUUUCCUCAAAAGAGAAACAGAUCCCAUGACCACUCCCAGCGACAUGGAAUUUGCAGUGAGGCAGGACAGAGACUUUUGCCUUCACAGACAUCUGAUUUUAAUUUCUGCUGGCCCGGAAAGAACAGCUUCUUGGUUGGAUGUGGAUUCCUGUGGUGCUUGGCUUAUUUUUGCCUGUCCAGAGUUUCGGAUAGAAAUUCCUCUGGUUCAUUGUACUCCAUACUGUACAAUUCCAGUUCUUGAGUCCUGACAGAAAUUGUGAUCGAGGUACUGCUUUAAUAGCUAUGGAGUAUGGACAAUCAUGGAUGUCUUCAAAUACCCAAUAUGGAUAUUUUUAAGACACUCCGCCAUUAGACCUGUUAGAUUUUUUACAGCGUUGUUUUGUUUAGUGUUGUUUCCAUGCGACAUGUUUUUUGCUAAGUUUGUAGCCAUUGCAUAGAUUAAAACUCAUGACUCCUUCCUGGGAUGUUACAUUAUGCUAGCUAAGGAGUAUGAUUACAUAAUCCUAUUUUUUAACAGCACAACUGCAUUCUUACAGUAUGAGAGAUGUGUAUUAUUCAGAUGUACCUCGUCUACGCUAGAUCGAUACAAUAAUAUAACUGAGAAUGAUAGAUUUUUAAUGAUGUGCGAUAUUUGAAUGACUGAUCUUAUAUUAUCCCUCUAGUUGAAUACCAUAAUCAGAGUGAAAAGUGCAUACAUAUGUCUAGUUUUCCUUUUAGACAAAGAUUAUUUAAGUCAUUUUUCUAAUGUUUAAUUGCAGGUGCAAGUUUUAGCUCUAUAAAGAUACUGUAUAUCAAAAAUUACUACACUUAGCUCAAAAUAUACAUGUAAGCUUCACAAUCACUGCUCUGUAUCAAAUCAAACAACUGUUUACUGGUAAUUAGACUUUAUAAUUAUAAAACAAAUAAUUCAAUAAUAAAGUUAUUAUUGAAAGUUCUAUAUAGGAUGAAUCACUAAUCUGUUAUUAAAUUAUGUUUAACUGUUUGUCAUAUUAGCCAGGGCCUCUUAAUAUAAAACAAUUAUACAUACAGUCGAUAGUGAAAGUCUACACACCCCUUGUACAGUCUUCAAACUUUGAAAAUAUAUGAGGAUGCAUUGAUUGCAUACUGUAUGUCUUCACACCCCAGAGUUAAUUCUUGAUGGAAGCACCUUCGGCAGCUACGAAUCAUUUUUAAUAAUUCUAUCAACCUUGCACAACUCUUAGGGCAACAUACUGUAUAUCCAUUGUUUUUGUAAAAAUUGCUCAAGCUCAGUAAAUUUGGUUGGGAAUCAUUGAUGGACAGCAAUAUUCAAACAUUGUCUUGUUUUUUUAAAAGCAGAUUUAAGACUAUUUGGACUAUUUAGGAACACUCAACACCUCCUUGGAAAGCCAUUCUAAUGCACCUUUGGCAUUACAAUUUGGGUCAUUGUUUUUGAAUUUAAAAAAAUAUAUAUCCCAGGGUUAGGUUUUCAGAAGACUGAGGUGGGAUUUCCUAUAACUUUUUACCUGGGCUGUGCUCCAUACAUUUUUAUUUUCAUCCUAUCCCCAGUCCCUGCUGGUGACAAGCAUACCCAUAAUAUGAUGCUGCCACCACAAACCUGUAGUAUCUUCUUCGGUCUCUCUCAUCAACAAGCUGUUUUCGCACACAGGACUGUCGCUAUCGACUGGAGUUAAAAAAAAAUAAAAAAUCACACCAUUAUCGGUAAAGUCUAGACACUGUUGUGCACAAAAAGCCCAAGAGGCCGGUCGUUUCUGAGAUACUGGAACCGGCCCGCCUGGCACCGACAAUCAUGCUACGCUCAGUCGCUUAGGUUACUCGCUGUGCCCAUUCUAACUUUCAAUCUAACAGUAACUGAAUGCCUCAAUGCCUGUCUGCCUGCUUUAUAUAGCAAGCCAUGGCCACAUGACUCACUAUCUGUAGGACCACACAAUUUUUGUGAACAGGGUGGUGUACCUAAUUAACUGGUGUGUAUGUUGCCCUAAGAGUUGUACAAAGUUGGUAGAAUAUUAUUCAAAAUGAUAUACAGCUGUAAUUUCUUUCAAUUUGAAUAUGUGGAUCUAUAGGGAAAAAAAUCUAAUCCAUUUUUAUAUUGAAUUUGUUUACACUUUCACUAGGUACUAUAUAUACAAUGUGCUUGUAUAUAAGCCAAAAUAAUGGAAUGCAUUCACCACUCCAAGGCAAUUCAUGAUCUUAGUGACUUUUUGGAUAAAGCACCAUACUAGAGUAACAUAGAAUUCUUGUCAGCACAGUUAGAUUGCCUACCCGCUCGGAACUGCAUGACAUUGAGCUUGGCAUUUAACUGGCGAAGCUCUUGGAAGGAGUCGAAAUAUUGUUUGUCAAUUUGAAUCUGUAGUUCCUCCGGGAUGCAGUGAGAGCUUGUAUUUCUCCUUGAUCCACUUCCCUCCCUCGCUGUUCUCAAUUGGCACAGCAUCAACACCUGCAAAUAUGCAUUACUUUUACCUGAUAAUAAUUCAGAUGGAAAACUUUACAGUAUACAGUUGUGAUUAAAGUAUAUAUUUUUAGCACUUUUCAGUGAUACAACAGAUUAAAUCAAAUCUAGCCUACCUACAAUGAGACAUUGUCUGGCAUGUGACCUACAAUAGUCGCUCCCUGCCGCUCCACCAGUUUGAUAGCAGCCUUCAUGGUUCCUCCGGUCUCUAUCCACUGGUCCACUAUCAGCACCUGGAGCCCUGCAGCACAGAGAGAGACCAACUAGUGGUUGUGGUUGUUUCUCAAAUGGUACCCUAUUCCCUACAUAGUGCAUUACUUGCUCUAUGGGCACUGGUCAAAAUAACAGAAUAGGGUGCUAUUUGGAAUGUCCACUGUAUUUAUAUUCAAACUCUUAACUCAAUGUGAUGCACACCGGCAGUCCUACUGAGUUACAGGACAAAACACAUUCAGAGAAUCUCCUUGAAGGGGAAAUGUUUACUUAAAUACAAAGGUGUUCAGUGGCUAUACAAACUCUUUGCUACAGACUAGGGUCCUUGGUUCCUGCACCAACACUAGAUUAUGUCACAGGAAAUAAGAGUGGUUGUCAGAGGAAAUGAGGCCAUGCUUGCAUUCAUUGAAACAAAUACAAACAGUGAGAUCUAAAACAGGCCAUACUGCCUCUUAGCUUGUGGGUUCAUUGAGCUUGUCUAUCACACUGUAUGUUGUCUUGCUACAUUCAUGUUAAUGAGUCUGUCUCUUUAUCCUUCACCUCUGGAUUCUACAAACAAGGCAGGACUCUUGAAACCUUAGAUGAGUGAUAUCCCUUCAUUGGCCAUAGACUCUGACUUAUUCACCAAGGAAAGCAAUUGUGUCAGUGUGAUGGCCUUAACACAUACAGGUGAACCUCCAUUAUCUACUCUCUGCCUGAGUAGUCCCUGUACUCUUGGCUCUGGAUUUGUAUGCACAUGUGUCCUGCUUUGCGGAUAGCCAGAAGGCCCUUUCCAAGGGUUGUGACGAUCCUGAAAACCACCAAGACAAAAAUUACAUCUUAGAAACAGCACAGAUAGACUGUUGUGUUGCAUGGUGUGAUAUUUUACUCUUAAAGCGUGUCAUUGUGGCAGGACCUAAAUGUGAACUACCCCUAAGUAUAAUUCAGAGUGGUUAGGUUUACUGCCCUUUCAGUGGAGCUUGCUGGAUGUGAAAUAAAAUUAGUAUGCAGUAAAUCGCAUGCAGCCACACUUCAGCAACAACACAUGAGCAUAUUGGUUGAGAUUGUAUGUUUUCCUGAAACAUUAUUGACUAGUUGUUUACCGAGGAUGAAUCCCAUUGCAUCUAUACCCGCGACCAGGUCAAUGGCCUCAUUCUGGAAUGGACAGAGAAGGUCCUUCACACAAUCUGACAGUGCCUGGAUUAGAUACAGAAUAAACCAGAUUGACCACC
Messenger RNA from Oncorhynchus kisutch (coho salmon), 5084 nucleotides. RefSeq names its product ras-related protein Rab-34-like. Gene Ontology annotation, molecular function: GTP binding; GTPase activity. The transcript is spliced from 11 exons. The record is from RefSeq and is a predicted model, not a curated record. NCBI's taxonomy places the organism in Eukaryota, Metazoa, Chordata, Actinopteri, Salmoniformes, Salmonidae. The coding region runs from base 218 to 1192 and encodes 324 amino acids.